AUGGAACUCAAUCCUACUGAAAAAGACAAACUGCUGAUUUUUACAGCGGGUUUAGUUGCAGAACGUCGCAAAGCACGUGGAUUAAAACUCAAUUAUCCUGAAUCUAUUGCAUUUAUUUCCGCAGCACUGCUUGAAGGUGCACGAGAUGGAAUGACCGUCAGUGAAUUGAUGCAUUUUGGCACCACUUUACUCAGUCGUGAUGAUGUGAUGGAGGGUGUGCCUGAGAUGAUUGCCGAAGUGCAGGUAGAGGCUACUUUUCCAGAUGGCUCGAAGCUCGUCACAGUCCAUCAACCGAUUGAUAAGCAUAUGAUCCCUGGUGAAAUUAUUACACCUGAUUGUGAUAUUGAAAUGAAUGUCGGUCGUGAAGUACUAAAAAUUUCAGUGUCAAAUAUAGGUGAUCGGCCGAUUCAAGUGGGUUCACAUUUUCAUUUUUAUGAAGCCAACGAUGCUUUGCAAUUUGAUCGUGAACGUGCCAAAGGUUUUCGUUUAAAUAUUGCGGCUGGUACAGCGGUUCGGUUUGAACCGGGGCAGCGACGUGAUGUAGAAAUCGUUGCACUGGUCGGAAAACGUGAAGUCUAUGGUUUCGCAGGGCGUGUGAUGGGUAAGUUGGACUAA
Molecule: messenger RNA, 615 nt
Organism: Oppiella nova
Lineage: Eukaryota; Metazoa; Arthropoda; Arachnida; Sarcoptiformes; Oppiidae
Source: the annotation of a GenBank genome assembly